UGGCAGUCCAGGGGCGGGUUGCUGUUCAUAAACGGCACCCGCCAUUUUGGACUGUGGGCGCUCCCUGGGAGCGCGCAUCACCGCGAUCCGGUGCCCGCUGUGUCCUCCGGCCACAGUGGAACACCGAUCGUUGUACGGGACCUCUGUGCGAGAUCCCGAUCAUGUGAUCACUUCUGACAUCAUUGCUUACUACGUGUGAAAUCUAUGAAUGAUCACAGAGAUCACAUGCCUUGUACCAUGUGACAAGCUGUGACCAAUCACAGCUCACACAGUA
Staurois parvus is the source of this 274-nucleotide messenger RNA. The record is from the annotation of a GenBank genome assembly. NCBI's taxonomy places the organism in Eukaryota, Metazoa, Chordata, Amphibia, Anura, Ranidae.